Acanthoscelides obtectus is the source of this 204-nucleotide messenger RNA. Lineage: Eukaryota; Metazoa; Arthropoda; Insecta; Coleoptera; Chrysomelidae. The record is from the annotation of a GenBank genome assembly.
AUGGUGGUGGCUCAUGAAAUUGGACAUGCUCUCGGUAUAUCCAACAGUGCUACUCCAGAUGCUAUCAUGUAUGAGAUGUAUCAGCAAAAGAUUUGUGCCCUACAUGUUGAUGAUAUAAAUGCAGUACAAUAUCUUUAUGGAAGGAAAAAUAAAUAUGUUCCAAUCCCAAAUUGCCAAGGCAGAGUUCCUCUAGUCAUAAAAUAG